Molecule: messenger RNA, 650 nt
Organism: Pocillopora damicornis (cauliflower coral)
Lineage: Eukaryota; Metazoa; Cnidaria; Anthozoa; Scleractinia; Pocilloporidae
Source: RefSeq, a predicted model, not a curated record
CACUUUACACCGAAGCUCUACGUUUGCUGAAUUCUUCAUGGUAUAAAAUGACUGUGCUUAGAAACGUUCUUGUCAACAUUUUUCUCGUUGCUCUUUUUAGCCAGCUCAUUUCCUCAACUGCAGCGAAGGUGAUCUUAAAUAGUGAUCUCGGCAUUACACUCCAUAAUGGAUGCAGCAUCAGCGAAGAUCGUGGUACAAUCACGUGCAACAUGACGUUUGUCGAUCAUCCGAUAACAAUGGAUUUGAAGGUCAAUAAGUACGAUGACCCAGUCAGUAUAACAGCCUCAAUGGACGUACCUGAUCUGCAAAUCUCAUGGUCACAUACUUUCUCCUUCAGCGACACCCAGGAAGUCUCCGGUCGUAACUCAUCGGGUGUGUAUGUUCAAGUGCAACUCACUCAAAAGAGCGAUGACCUUCGUUUAAAUGUAAAGCUAUUAGCCAGGGGUAAGACCUCUGGUCAAGAUCUUCAUCCUACCGAAAUGACCGUUAUAGAGGGAAACUUUCUGUUAAAGUCAGACGAACGAGCUGCUGUUGCUGCUGCAAGCGAUCCAACUGUUGCAGCUGCCGCUGCCGCUGCCGGUGAGGCUACAGUUGUGACAUCAGCAGUUGAUGCCUAUCCGGCGAAAGAACCAUUGUGUGUAGUUUGUUGA